GCUCAAGUCAACAUUUUACUUAUACCUCGACCUCAAGUACCGAUAUAGACUGACCGCCCAAUUUGAUCUUGAAUAUGAGAAUAUCAUCAUGUUUAAAUCUGCUAGUUUGGCCGCCGUUGCGGCUUUGAACGGAGAUGGUGCAGAGGAAUUUGACACGCAGAGGUGUCUGCAACUGCAAGAAGAAAUAAUAUCGAGUAGUCCGGAGAGACCUGCCGCGGAUAACGAUAUGUCAUUUCCCGUCGUCGCGUCAAGCCAUUAUAAUUAUGAUAUCGACGCGACAAACAACGUGCGUCAUGAUACAGGAAACGAGAAACAGCACAAUAAAGGCCAGGAAGUUUUGGAGGAGAUGAAAGCCGCCAGAGAAUCUGAUGCCAAUUCUCAAGGAUGCGAAGAAAGUCCAUUACAUCCAAACUCUGUACAAUCCAAACGAACGAGAGCUGGUCUACCAGUAUUGCCAACAGUGAAACCAAACAAUGGAAAUACAUUGAGGUCAUCCAAUAUUAACGGCAACCCAAUUCCCUUGCCUUGUGCCCAGUUGAGAGCAAUGGAGGGCGAGGAAUAUACUCAAAAGAGUAAUUUAUCUUUGACUCAAGAGAAUCCUGAGUCUCUUUACGAAGCCUUAGAAUUGCAAAGGUUAAGGGACCAGGCUGUUCUCGGAACAAAUGCCGAAUUUUCCUCAAGCCUAUUAGUACCAAUCGAACAGGACGAUCUGCCAGGUCCACAGUCAAACGGCAUAUAUGGAGACCCCAAUUCUACGCACACUGAGUCGACUGCACGUACAUACGAGGAGAACGACAUGGGGCACAUAAACUUUGAUACAUUUCAGCCAACAUCGGCACCUGAUGAAGGUUAUUUCCAAUCAGAAGAUCCGCCUGCUGUCCAUAGUACUCAAGAUCCUGUGCAAGACACUCUUCUUGACCCUCAGACUCCGGCUCCGUCAGUCAACCCAUUUUCCGAAAAGGGUAGUAUAAUGAAACAGCAUGAGCUCUUUGGCGCAACACAACCAUCAUCAAUUGGACGACUUGGUGGGAGUCCUACAUCCUCCAGGCCAUCGCCUAAUAUUUAUGGGGGAUACCGAUCCUCACAAGAAGCUGAAUCCUCACCGCUUGUACGACGCUCGGAGGCGGCUAGCGCAGCUACCCAAAAAACUAGGCGAUCAAUUGUCCGCUCAACAUCUACUGAGACUCCUGCUUCAAUCGAACCUGCCCCAGUACCAAACAAUGUUCAAUCUUUUAAUUCCGCUCUUCGAAAAUUGGCGUUGGUACGUGAGCCUCAAGAUACAUGGAUAUCCAUGAAAGAGUCUCAAGAGAGAAGAAAUAACUUGAUUGAGCGUGAGGUAUCUUCUGGCUCGGAAUCGGAUUCUGAUAUUGAGGCACUACCUAAGAAAUACCAAAAGGCGGCGAGAGAGAAGAAGAGGUUACGCGCUCAGACAGCCUUGAUUGGGAGAAGACCAAAUUCAUCCGGGAAGCCGAAUUCCGCAAUAGAAGUCAAUCCAGUUGCUGCCACAGCUAGUACACAUCAAAGGUCACUUGAUCAUCAGCGCAAGUCUUCAGAAGUGGCAUCUUCUCAUGUAACUCAAGCCUUCGAAUCCACUCCGAUAGCCGUGGAGGUUCCUGCUAGUGGCCGACGUCGAAGUAUGCAGGAGGACUACGUAGCCCAGUGUGAAGGUUUUGAUGCACGGGACACCCAGCCAACACAGCAGGAUAUGGUUGCCGAUUCUCAAGGUGUUCCCUUGUCAAGUAACAUUGUUAUAAGUUCUCCAGUGCCAGGACCACGAAAUCGAGUGCCAGCCUGCUCUAAUAUUGAAAAGACAGGCCCGGAAUCAACGAGCCCAUCUCAGACGCUACCAAAUAUACUAGAACGGCAUCUAAGCCAGGACCUGAGCCAGCCUUUGGGAAGCAAAAACGUCAAUAAUGCAGAUGGAAACCAAGGGAAAGAUCCCACUAUGCCUGCCCCGUCCGACCAGAAAAUGACUGCAUCAUCCAAUGAAGUACCUGCCAGCAACGCUUCUAAAAACCAUGUCACCCAAAUGCAUAAUGAAAUCUCGGACAGCGUCACUUUCGCUGUCCCGGAGACUAGCCCAGCUACUGAUCGAUUAAUCCCCAUGACUGAGAUCGCAGAAAUCUCUCUCAGCAUAGCGAACAAUGAUGAGUUAGAUGACUUACCAGGAUUUAAUAUGGACGAUGAGUUUAACGAGGUUAUUGGUGUACCUGCUCAUCAUACCCCGAAACGCCAGUCCCAGUUUCAACCAUCGCUAGCCGCUACGCCUAGUCGUCUUGAAAUCGUCCCUAACGGCUCUGCUGCUACACCCUCGUCGGGACUUUCAUCGGCUCCCAGUACAAUAGAGCCUCCCACUCCUGUUGCAAAAAAUCUUUUGACUUCUGUAUUUCGAGAUGUCUCUGAAGUAGAGGCGGUUGAUGGUAACUCACCUGGAAUAGAACUGUCGACUGAGUCUUCUAACUUGGGAUUUCCAGCAGAUACUUUUAAGGCUGCUCCGGAAGACAUUUCUUCUCCGUUGGCUUCAACUGAGCAUGAUGCGAGGCCUUCCCAAACAACUCCGAAUGAGGAGUCACAACUUCCAUCGGCCAAAGCCGAGCAAGAAAUCGUACACCAAAGCACGCCACGCAAAUCUACCCGGAUCUCGAAGGGCCAAUCGACAAAGCCGACUAUCACGCAGCCACAACCAAAAGUUGCUCGAAACACAAGACUUUCGAGUGUGUCGUCGACAAUUUCGAAUCCUCUUUCAUCCACUGCUGAGUCAGAUUUAUUAUCUCCAUCUGUUUCUUACCCUAAUCCAAAUACAGGAGGCAGAUCAAGAGGCCGAGCGAGAGGCAGUGCUGCUACUAAGGCCAAGGGAUCAAUUGGCGGAACUGCUUUGCCAGCUAUGAAAAAACAUCGUACCCGUAGCUCUGUGGAUCCAGAGGAGCAAGAAGAUGCUAUUUCAGCACCCCUCUCAAAUCAAAAAUCAAUUUUGUCAUCACAAGGAGAUAGUGAAGAUCCACUGGCGCUAUCGACACCGCCUUCAAAAAUCUCGUUGAAUAGUAAGAGGGCAAUGAACAGUCUAUUUGAGGGAAUGGCUUUCGCUGUCUCAUACGUCGAUGCAGAGAAAGAUAAACAAGUUGCUAUCCAUUUAAUCAAACAAAAUGGCGGUCGAAUAUUAGAUGACGGAUUUGAGAACUUAUUUACUCCGAUGACUCCACCCUCCAAGUCUCGUACUGGAUCCAGUGAAACAGCAGAGGCGGAGCUUGAGAUUGCCUCUUCGGAGAUAAAAAUUGGUUUCGUGGCAUUAAUUGCAGAUGAACAUUCGAGAAAGGCCAAGUAUAUGCAAGCGUUGGCUCUUGGGCUCCCAUGUAUCUCCGGGCGAUGGAUUUCUCAUUGUGUUGACAAAUGUACUAUUAUCGAUUGGUUACCAUAUCUUCUCUCGGCUGGGAACUCUUCAUUCCUAGGUGGAGCUGUGAAAAGUCGUUAUCUACGCCCGUAUUCUGCUUGCAGUGCAAAUCUUAGCGAUACUUUCACUCAGAGACCAAAAUUACUCGACGGGAAAUCGAUUUUGAUCGUUACUGGAAAGGGAAAAACUGGCGAGAAGCGGAAACCGUACACGUUUUUGACCCGUGCUCUUGGUCCAACCCACCUUGGCCAGGCACAAGAUCUCAAACAAGCGAAAGAAAUGCUUCUCGAUGCAGAAAGCAAAAACGCUAGCUAUGAUUGGCUUUAUGUGGAUGGAAAGCAGGAUGUGGAGGCAGCUGUGUUCGAGAAUACACCGGCGAGCACUUCAGUUGGUGGCCGAAAACGAAAGCGAGCCUCGAUCCAAGAAGAGCACGCGACACCACCAUUGCCCAAACGUAUCAGGAUUGUCAAUGACGAGGUCAUGAUCCAAAGCUUGAUAUUGGGUCAACUUAUCGAGGAUUGAAAAUCCUCAGAUUUCAGUUCAGAACUUUUUGGGGGUAUCACAUUACCAUGUAACGAUUAAGAUAUGCAGAAUUCAUGUAUAGCAGGACAGACCAUGGGCAUAUAAAUUAAUGGAUGAUUUGGUCACAAACGGCGCAUAAAAAGGUGGGAUUGUAUGGGAGAGCUUGCUUGUAUCAAUGGAUGAAUGGGAAUACCAAUUUACUUUUGGGGCGUUUUGCUAGAAGGGCUAUAGAGAAUUGAUACGGGGUUGAAGUGUAAGAUAUUUUGCGAGCUGAAGAUUGCUAGACACUAGUCAGACGAAUAAUGCAGUUGAUGUUCUGAUUUCGCGUAGUUUUGAGGGUGGUAUAAUGCUUGAUGUGUAGGUAGUGUUGAUAUCUCUAGUGAUGAUGUAGGCUCUGUUGGUCUUUGUGUAUAGUGCAUGAGUAUGAGUCUUAUUCAAAUUCCAUGCUUCAAGCA
Molecule: messenger RNA, 4365 nt
Organism: Botrytis cinerea B05.10
Lineage: Eukaryota; Fungi; Ascomycota; Leotiomycetes; Helotiales; Sclerotiniaceae
Exons: 2
Coding region: 89-3910 (1273 amino acids)
Biological process (GO): DNA damage checkpoint signaling; positive regulation of transcription by RNA polymerase II
Cellular component (GO): nucleus
Molecular function (GO): histone binding
Source: RefSeq, a predicted model, not a curated record